Molecule: messenger RNA, 2154 nt
Organism: Saccostrea cuccullata (small rock oyster)
Lineage: Eukaryota; Metazoa; Mollusca; Bivalvia; Ostreida; Ostreidae
Product: folliculin-like
Exons: 9
Coding region: 187-1782 (531 amino acids)
Biological process (GO): positive regulation of transforming growth factor beta receptor signaling pathway; negative regulation of transcription by RNA polymerase II; positive regulation of TORC1 signaling
Cellular component (GO): cytosol
Molecular function (GO): GTPase activator activity
Source: RefSeq, a predicted model, not a curated record
GAAUCACAAAUAGUCACAUGGUGUAAACAUGGUGCUUUUGCAAAGUGUGUCACAAUCACGUUUCAUUGCUUUUUUGUUUGUGACAAUGUGAAUUGACGUCGUCAGUGAAAAGAUUUUGAUGUUCGUGUUGUUAUACAACAUAAUAUUCACGCACUUGUAAUUGCAGUUCAUCAUUCCACUUAAAACAUGAAUGCCAUUAUUUCCCUCUGCCACUUCUGUGAAGUACAUGGCCCCCAGGUUUUGUUCUGCACCCAGCCUCUUCAUCCUCUAGAGAGAACAACCUCCACUGAUUCAGACGACACAGUAACAGGUGGACGGCUUGUCCGCUCAUCAUCCAUAACAAACGAACCCACAACACCAACCUCUGCCACUCCAAAAAAUGACUUUUGUGGGGGAUGUUCGUCUGUGAAGACAGGAUUUAUAAGCAGAGAUGAAGAUGCUCAAGUAAACUAUAUCAGCAGCAAACAGCCCUAUGACAGAGAAGUUUACAGCAUGAGUAGACAAGCUUGUUUACGGUCACUUACAGGGGAGGUUUGUCUGGGAAAUGAUGGACCAAUAUUCUUUGGAAAUGAUCAGCAGGGCCAUGUUUUGAGUUACACCUUUCACAUAAAUGAUAGCCAAGCCAGAGGAUUUAGCAAGCGAUACAGUAUUCUGGUGGUCAUGAUGGACAAAAUCUACCUUCUGAAUUCCUGGCCUUUUCUUGUUCCCCAUCUAAAAACUGUCAUAGAACACAUUACAAAGAAAGCUAACAUAGUAUAUGAGAGGGAGAAAGCAAAAAUUCAUCAGCAACCCCCACAAACCUCAAGGUGGAGUAAACCAGCACGGUCAUUGAUGGACCUGACUGAUGAUAAAAACAUUUUUAAGAUCCUGCAUUUGUCUUUUGUGUGGAUUCUGAAAGCUUGUGGUAAUCGUAUAACGGAGACUCUGCUAGAAGGGCCUCCGACUGAGGACUCCAUUAUAGAUAUGGAAAAACAAGAAGAGAUCACCGAGGAAGGUUUCUGCCUGAUUUUCAGUAAGAAAAUUAACGUAGAUGAUGUAGAGGACAGUUCCAGUAGAGAGAUUACUGAGAGCCUGGGGGUAGAGGAGGAGGAAGAGGGGGGACCCGCCAUAUUAAACAUCAGACAUCUUAUGAAGAUUUUAGGUGAAGAUAAAUUUCAUGUUCUGGCACAUCAUGUUGUCAUCGGCAACCAGAUCAUAGUUCGGAGCUCUCUCAAGUCUGUUGUCAAAUCUCUCCUAAAUGUACUCAAGAGCCUGCUGCCAAAGGGUUGCUGUAGAGUGAUCCCCUAUAGCCAGGUGUAUGAAGAAUCCUGGAAGUGUAACUUCCUUGGCCUGCCACCAGAGGUAGAUCUUCCUAUGCACAUCAUGUCAGAUGAGACAUUUGUACUGGUGGAAAUCAAUGAACAGAAAUCAACAGAGGCACAGUCGGGGGAAGAGGAAGAUCUGCUCAACAGACUUGAUUUCAACAUGGCCAGUCCCAGAACAUUGCCAGACAAAGCUCCCAGUGCCCUGUACAAAAUGGAACUUGCUAUUCAGAACAAUGAUCUAACAGAUACUGUGGUGGAACAUUAUCUCAUCUGCCUCAAGGAGGAAUGGAUGAAUAAAGUGAAAGUGCGAUUCAAGUUCACAAAAGCAGGUGGAAGUAGGUCUGAGGAAGACACCAAGAAACUCCUGCAGGUGAUUGGUGCAAAAGAGGAAGACACGCCCCUCCUGAAGUUCUGGAUGCAAGGACUUAGCUUACAAUACAGGAAUCACAUCUUAACAACUUCAAAAUCAUCACGAUGAUAACAGAUUAGUGAAGAAAGGGGACAUUAUUCUGAUUAAGAUUGAAGUUAUUCAGCUGUGCUUUCCCAUAAUCAUUUGUGCCAAACAAUUUCAUCAAUAUGGAUUUAGAAAUGUGACUCAAAAACUAUUUGAAAAGCAUUUUUUAUGCCAUGGACAUUGUCUAUGAUUCUUAGUUGACAAAUGCAAAUGCAUUUCUGUUUUUCAUUUUAAUCAUUUUCUCUCAUGAAUUUAGAAAUAUAAAGCCUAUGUUUGUGAACGUGCAAUAUCAUUUUAUAUUUUUCAAAGUCAUUGAGUUGUUGAUUACCAGGUAUAUGUGUAAAUGUAUAUAAACUGUAUCUUUUACAAUGAGGAAAAUAAAAUUGCUCAAAACAA